AUGGCGGAGGAGUAUAAACAGGCCCUUCUGAACAACGAUUUCCAUGAAAACUGCCCGGGUGUAAGGUUGAACGGCAAAAACAGUUUCAACGAGGUAUCCCCAUCAAGCAACUGGUCUCUAUAUGGAUUGUGGUCCUCUGCACAGCAUGCUACUGAGCCGAGCUCAGCUGGUUGGCCUGUUCCCUUGCUUGGCUCGAUCAAAUUCGAGCAAUUGUGGAUCAAGAUUGAGCUUUUAAACCAUAGCAGUUCAUUUGUUGAACUCAAUUGA
This is a messenger RNA of Thlaspi arvense, 267 nucleotides long. The record is from the annotation of a GenBank genome assembly. NCBI's taxonomy places the organism in Eukaryota, Viridiplantae, Streptophyta, Magnoliopsida, Brassicales, Brassicaceae.